AUGUGGUGUCGGUCGCGAAUACGAGGAUGUGUGUCACCCAGAUUCCCAACCCUCGUACCUGUCUGUCCGUCCAACAACCCCCCUGAUGCAGUCGACAUGCUGCCAGCGCCUAUCUGGUUUCGAAUCUUCCACCUUCUGCAUCAACCGCCCUCCCAACCGGACGACGCUGCUAUCUUCGCUCGAAAGGAGGAGAAGACGGAAACUGGCUCUGAUGAAUUUGAGACAGAAGAAGAAUCAGAGGAAGGGGAGGAGGAUGAGGAUGGGAAAGUGAGACUUCCAGAGGCAGAGGCGAAGGAGGGGGGGAAGACGAAAAUUAACGCUGAUAUUUCCGAGACAGAGGAUGAGGUAGAAGAGGAGGCAGAGCGAUUGGAUGCCCGUGAGGUUGAAUGGUUCCGCACCCCUGGGUUGUCUAACACCAGAACUAGCGACCAUCUCACCAACACCAAGGUUGAUCGCGAUCGUCCGCCAGUUGUGUUCCGGGAAGAGGGCCUCACUGCCAGAGAGCAGCACAAGGAUAAUGCUGACACCUAUGGCGCAUCAUCAUCUCCCCGCUCUCGGCGCCUGCAUCGCUCGAAGCAGCCCCUCCCUCUCGUCCCUCCGCCUGGAGUCGCAAGGCUCUCCCACAACCAGGGCAACCACUGCUGGACGCUGGGUUUUCUCACGGAAUGCGCCCAGCUGCGGGAGUUAAACCUGGGGCGAGGCAAGUGGAGUCUCAACAAGCAGUGUGUGAACGCGGCGUGGUUCAAGUCGAUUCGCAAGCUGACCUUGGAGCAGGUGGAUUUCGGGAGCUUGAGCUUCCAGUUUCUCCAGUCCAUCACGCCGCAGCUGCACGAGUUCACGCUCUACGAGGACGGCAACGGGCUUCGUGAAGAUCCCCGCUUUCCCUUCUCCACCAGCCGCCUCGCCUUCGCCUUCCCCAACGCCCGCCUCCUCCGCUUCCGCUUUGCCAACACUGGGCUGCACCUCACCCUCUCUGUGUCCCCAGCAGCGCUCAAGACUCUCUCAGUGAUGGCCAAACGGCUGGUCCUCUCCUGCAAGAGCACCGCCCCUCUCGCCCUCGACCACCUCUCGCUGUACUGUCAGGAGCACCUCGACAUCUCCUCCCUCUGCCUCGCGUCCGCCCGGGUUGCCUAUUUAGACGGACCUGCCAGUCACCAAGAGGGUUUUUCCUGGACCGAAUGGCUUAGCACUAUAGCGCCAACAGUGGAGGUGCUUAUAGUGAGGCACGGGGUGCCUAUAAAGAAGGUGCAUGCGGAGUGGGGGAGGCUGUGGAGCCUUGGGAUUGUCGUGCCUCCAUGGGAGAAGAAUCCCUAUGUGAAAGACUGGCGAAUGGUCACGGAUGAGGGUGGGUGUGAAGAGCAUUUAGACGACGGCAGAUUGCGCAAUGAUGACCCGGGUUAUUUCGACUUGUAUGGUGAGGAGGCAUGGGCACUGUAUGGUCCGGCCGUAAAAGCGAGGAUGAGGGCUCGGCGGCGGUUGAGUAAGGCCGUCUUCAAGCCGCCGUCCAUCUGCGCUCCGAAUCUGCGGUUUCUCUUCUUCCCCACCCGCAAGGCGUGUAAUGCGUCCACACUGGCUGCACUGCGGCAGGACUACCCCGCCCUGGCGCUCUACUGUGUGGUGGACCGCUCCUUGUAUUGGGAGAGGAAGGGUCAGCCGGUGAGCCAUGGGCCGCUCAAGCAUGUGAGGCGGGCCAAGAGUGGGGUGUGGGAUGAAGAAAAGGGGGGGAAGAGGGCCAAGAAUGUGAGGGAGAAGAUGCACAGUGUGAACAGGAGGGUGGUCGAAGGGUACUGUGCUGAGGAGGACCAGGCAUACGUACUGCAGUACCAGCAAAAGUGA
This is a messenger RNA of Closterium sp. Yama58-4, 1836 nucleotides long. The record is from the annotation of a GenBank genome assembly. NCBI's taxonomy places the organism in Eukaryota, Viridiplantae, Streptophyta, Zygnematophyceae, Desmidiales, Closteriaceae.